AAAAAAAGAUCAGAUUGAUCAGAAUUCCUUUGACCGGCUCAUUUCUCUCUCUUGUUCUUCAACCACUAGGGUUUCAUUCUCGUUAAUUCCGCCAUAGCUCACAAUUGUUCCAAGUUAACAUGGUAUCAUAGCGGGAUUCUAGACUCUUCUCGUCGUGAGCUUUCUUCCAGUUGUACCCUUACUAGAGAUUUUUCGUUGUUUUGGUUUCGAUCGAUGACGGGAGUAGUCGAAAACAGUAUUCAUCCUUUUUUUUCACCGGAGAAAUUUUGGGCUCUUUCAAUGUCGAUCGUUGCUUGAGGUGUAUGUCUUCCGAAGUUUCGAUUUUCACGGAGGUAUCAUCAAAUUUUGUGAAGAACAACUUCUCUAGGGUUUGCAAUUAAGCGAGACCUUACUUCUUCGGAUUCUCAUAAGAAGGCUGGUAUACUCUUUCCUAUUGCAUAUGUUGCAUUUCUAUUUGCUUCUAUUAUUCUCAGCCCAGUCUCUCUUCUGUGUUACAUAUUUGUUUUGAUUUGAAAAUGGGUAGUAUUGUGGAUAAUAAUGAUGUGUCUUCGACUUCUGAUGGCUUCACUCCCUUCUCCUUGGAUCGUCUUACCCUUUCUAUAGUCAUCCGUCUGAUAACCCUGGUAGUCAAUUGGUGUCUGUAUCGUUCAACGGGUCUAGUUUUGUGUUUUGGAGAAGUAGUAUGAUUACAUCUCUCUUUGCAAAGAAUAAGUUAGGCCUUAUAGAUGGUAGAAUCUCUCAGUCUACAUCAUAUUCCCCUUAUUAUGCGUACUGGGAAAGAUGUAAUGACAUGGUCAAGACAUGGAUAAUAAAUUCAGUAUCUAGAGAGAUUGCUACUAGCGUGAUGUGCCUUAAGACUGCCAAGGAAGUCUGAAAGGACAUCAAUGAAAGUUUUGGACAGUCAAACGGGUCCAAAUAUAUUCAACUUCAAAGGAAAAUCCAUUCCACUACUCAGGGGUCCUCUGAUAUAGCUUCCUAUUUUACAAAAAUGAAAAGUCUUUGGGAUGAGCUACAUUCUUCCUAUGUAGGACCUGUAUGCUCUUGUGGAGCUUUGCUUGAGUUCAUAGAAGAUCAACAAUUGUUUCAAUUCCUAAAUGGCCUAAAUGACUCCCAUUUAACUGUGAAAAGUGCUAUUAUGAUGAAGAAUCCCUUUCCACCCAUAAGCAAAGCCUAUUCCCUUCUUCAACAAGAUGAAAGUCAAAAGGAAGCUCAUUCUUCUGCUCCAAGCUUUUAUAGUGAUACAUCUUCUUUCUUGGUUUCUCCUGGUUCAUCCAAUGGGAACAAGACUUUCAGUCAGAAGGUGAAUUUUGAAUCCAUGAGGAAUAACACAUAUGUUUUCUGCAAGUAUUGCAAGAAACCUGGACACACUAUGGAUAAAUGCUACAUGUUUCAUAAAUUUCUCCCAGACUUCAAGUUCACAAAGAGCAAGAAGUCUGCUUCAUGUGUCCAGACUAAAACCCCUUUUGCUUCUUCUACACCUGCAUGUGCAGCACCAGUUACACAAGAUUCUGAGCCAUCAACUCAUGCAUUCACUAAAGAACAGUACCAACACCUUCUGACCUUGUUUCAUCAAGCUCAUUUAUCCCAUGGAUCUGCUCAUGAAGGUUUCAAUGUAGCCAACUCUGCUUUUGCACAUUUUACAGGGUCCUUCUCUGAAGAGGCCCCUGGAAAUUGGUAAGACUGUAGGAAGGCUAUACUACCUCUAUCCAAAUGCUGACCUUUUCCUUACUACAUCCACUUCUAUGUCUGUCUCUACUUCAUGUUAUUCUUUACCUGUUUCUGUUUCUUCUAUUAAAGCUAGUCAUAUAACAGAUCUUGUUGUUGAUGUUGUUUCCUAUAAUCAGUCAUUUAUCUCUAAUAAAGUGAAUUUGUUUUGGCAUCAAAGAUUGGGGCAUAUGCCUUUUCACAAAAUAAAAUCUAUUAUGUACUUCUCUGAUAAUGUUUCAUCUAAACAAACCUUCUUCUGUCCCAUUUGUCCAAUGGCUAGACAACAAAUAUUACCUUUUUCUGAAAGUGUUAUGCAUUCCACUGCCCUAUUUCAAAUAGUUCACAUUGAUAUUUGGGGCCCAUAUAACACUAAAACUUACAAUGGGUUCAGAUAUUUCUCGACUCUAGUUGAUAAUUAUCAAGGGCCACUUGGAUCCAUCUCCUUUUUUGUAAAAGCAAUGCACUUUCCAUCAUUAAAGCUUUCACUGCUAUGGCCAAAGUUCAUUUUAAAUCUUCUAUCCAAACUUUUAGAUCAGACAAUGCUCUUGAACUUGGGAGUAACUCUAAGGGCAUCCUGUUUUUGAAUAGUGAAGGGAUCUUACACCAAACCACCAUUCCACAUACUCCCCAGCAGAAUAAAGUAGUGAAGAGGAAACACAAACAUCUUCUUGAGGUGUCCAAAGCUCUUUUAGUCUAAUCUUCCUCUCAAAUAUUGGGGUGAUUGUGUCCUCACUGCCACCUAUCUAAUCAAUCAAAUGCCUUCAGUUGUUAUUAAGAUUCUGUCACCCUAUGAAAAAUUACAUGAGAUUCCUCCAUCCUAUGAUCACCUCAAGUCCUUUGGGUGUUUGUGCUUUGCUGCCUCUCCCAAGGUAGGCAGAGAUAAAUUUCAGUCUAGGGCCAUACCUUCUAUUUUUUGGGGUAACCUUGUGGCAAAAAAAGGUGACAAACUUCUUAACAUUUUCAAUCAUUUCAUUUUCUUCUCUAUGGAUAUAGUUUUCCAUGAACAUGUGUUCCCUUAUAAGUCUGAUUCUUCUCCUGUUUUGUCCCUUUUUCCUCUGUCUGCUCUUAUGGAUUAUAUACCUCCUCCUGCCUCUUCUACUUCUGGCACUGAUCAUUCCUCUUCUUCCAUUCCUCCAUCCAAUCUAGUUUCUAGUCCUUCCACUUCUCAUUCCCCUUCUCCUCUUCAUUAUUCUCAUGUUUCUCCUUCUUCUUCCUCUUCUAAUUAUUCCUCGCCUCCUUCUGUCUUUCCUUUGAGAAGAUCUUCCAGACCAGUCUAACAGCCCAUUCACCUCAAGGAUUAUAUCUGCUCUUCUGUUAUAUCUUCUGGAUCACUUCCCUUAUCUUCCAAGGUAUCCUCUGUUGAUUUGCAAAUGUAUGAACCUUAGUUCUACCAACAGGUUGCUUCCAAUCCUGCUUGGCAAGAGGACAUUCUAAAGGAAUUUCAGACUCUUGAGGCCAAUCAGACAUGGGAUAUUGUGCCUCUCCCCCUCACAAGAAAGUUAUUCCUUAUAAGUGGGUUUAUAAAAUAAAGCAGAAGGCUGAUGGAUCCAUUGAAAGAUAUAAAUCAAGACUGAUUAUCAGAGGUGACUCUUAGUAGGAGGGAAUUGACUUCACAGAAACAUUCUCUUCUAUUGUUAAGAUCACUACUAUCAAAUAUUUAUUAACUCUGGCUGCCAAGAAAGGGCGGACUAUUUUCCAGCUUGAUGUUAAUAAUGACUUCCUCAAUAGUGAUCUCCAUGAGGAGGUCUACAUGAAGGUUCCACAUGGUCUUGACAUUUGUGGUUCCUCUUCUUCUUCUUCUCCUUUGGUUUGCAAACUCAAGAAAUCCCUUUAUUGCCUUAGGCAAGCUUCCAUGCAGUGGUUUUCAAAACUAUUUGAAGAGCUACUUUCUAAAGGCUACAUUUCAAGUCUCAAUGACUACUCUUUAUUCACAAA
Molecule: messenger RNA, 3642 nt
Organism: Nicotiana tabacum (common tobacco)
Lineage: Eukaryota; Viridiplantae; Streptophyta; Magnoliopsida; Solanales; Solanaceae
Source: RefSeq, a predicted model, not a curated record